CAGGUCAAUAAUUUUUUUUCCGCUUACCCUAUUUUCUCUUACUCGAGCGUCACCUCAUGGCCUCUGAGUCCUCCGCAGCAGCCUCUUCCAUGAUGGCGCCGUUCUCCAGCAACUCGCCACCGGUGACCGAACAGUCGGUGAUUUCUUCCUUCAUCUCUGACGCAACAGGUUCCCCUGUUCUGCGGUCGCCGACAUCCACGCUGUUCUCCACUUUCCCACCACCGCCAGUCUUCUCUAUGACGGAACCCUAUGCUCUUUUUCAGCAGCAGCCACCUCGGCUUCUGUGGCAGGCGCCUCCCCAGACAUCGUCGACAAACAUAACCCCAUCACAACCGCCUACUUCCCCGUUCUAUGGUGCAACCUUCUCUUGCUCAAUUCGUCUCUCACAUCACCACAAUCUCUCAGACCGUGACAAUCAAACUCAAGGCGGUUGAAAACUAUCUCACUUGGCACACCCAAUUUGAAUCAUUCUUGGUCUCUCAGGGUCUCUUCGGCACGGUUGAUGGUUCUAUUCAGGUGCCCCUAUGUACACGGUUGAUGUUAUUAAUCGUCAAAUUCCAAAUCCAGAGUAAUAUUAUUGACUGAGAGUAGAUCAAACAAUUCAGUGCUAGUUGUUUGCUACUCUCACUCGUGAUGUAUUGGUUGAUGUUCAUGAUUUAAAGCACUCCUUUGCAAUUUGGAACCGGCUGCAAACACGAUUUAUGUCUGCUAGUUUACCGCGGUGUAUGGAACUCAAUCGUUUACUGUCUAAUAUGAAAAAGAAAGAAGAUCAGUCCAUGGAACACUAUCUGAGAGAUGUCAAGAAUUUGGUGGAUGCCUUGGCUGCCAUUAAUUCUCCUGUGUCGGAAAAAGAAUUACUCCAGUCUAUUCUUAAAGGUCUGGGUCGUGACUAUAAAUCACUUGUCACGACUGUCUCUCUUUUUCCCGACAGCUUUUCGUUUGAUAUUCUCCAUCCCCGCCUCUUGGAAGAAGAACAAAAGGUCCUCUAACAACGUCAAUAGGAGGAAGCUACUGGACACCCGACCUUUCUUGCUGCCCCUACCGGUCAGCCCUCUCCAGCACCAUCUUACCGUGGCAGAGGCGGCCGUGGGCGGGAAAACCAUGGCAGGAGGGCCGUGGGCGUGGCCGCGGACAACAACCGCAUUAUCACACUGGCCAGGCCACCUACGGCCAGCAGCAGCUUCUGGCGAGUCAGCAGUACCAUCAGCCCCGUCAACUGGGACAGCCAGGUCAAUUGGGUCCUCCUUACGGUCAACCUACUGUUUUGCCACAGGGGGUGCAUUCCCACACUUCAGGCUUCCCGUCAUCUGAGGGUAUUCUUGGGUCUGUUCCACCUCCUAUUGUUUGCAAACUUUGUUUCAAUACAGGUCAUUCUGCUCGUCAAUGUCCAUCUCGUUUUAGUCAGACGUCUGCACCCGCACUUCUGGCCUCUAACAGUGACUCUAAUGUUGUUUUAUGGUACCCUGACUCUGGAGCUUCCGCUCACAUGACACCUUCCGAAGGUACUUUAGUUAAUAAAUUACCUUAUAUAGGACCACUUUCGGUUAGUAUUGCUAAUGGAACUCAACUCCUAUUAUUACUAUUGGUGAUGUUCAUUUAAAGUCAUCUAGCCGUCCUCUUGUUCUUAAAUCUGUUUUUCAUGUGCCUCAUAUUAAGUUUAAUUUAUUAUCCAUAAAUAAGUUAUGUGCUGAUAACAACUGUGUGGUAAUUUUUGAUAAAACUUCUUUUUGUGUUAAGGACAAACUUUCGGGAGCGAUCCUUCUUCAAGCACCUAGUUCUGGUCAUCUUUAUCCAGUUCGCCUCAGUUCACCACCACCACUUGCUUUGUCAUCUAUUACAUUCUCUGGCCCUAUUUGGUAUCGUAGAUUAGGCCAUUGUGGCACUUCUAUUUUACGUCGGUUACAUAAGCAAAAUCAUAUUUGUAGUAGUUCUAGUUUUUCUCAUGAUUGUAUUUCUUGCCGUUUAGGCAAAUCUCAACGUUUACCCUUUCAAGAUGCUAGUCAUAUUACAUCAAUGCCUUUGCAAUUAAUUCAUUCAGAUGUAUGGCAAUCACCUAUUUUGUCAAAUCUUGGUUUUAAAUAUUAUGUCUGCUUUAUUGAUGAUUUUUCACGCUUUACUUGGCUUUAUCCCAUGCGCAACAAGUCUAAAGUUUUCACCAAUUUUCAAAAAUUUAAGGCAUUAGUUGAAAACCUUUUUGCACUAAAAUUAAAGUUUUUCAAAGUGAUGGAGGGGUGAAUUUGUUAAUUUUAAUACGCAGCAUUUUUUUAUAUUCAUGGAAUUCAUUUUCACAAAUCGUGUCCAGACACACCCCAACAAAAUGGGGUGGCUGAGCGUAAACAUAAACACCUAUUAGAACUAACUAGAACUAUGCUUCUUGAAGCCUCUAUUCCUAGCCAUUUUGGGUUGAUGCUCUUUUAACUGUUGCAUAUACUAUUAAUCGUUUGCCUUCUCCCUUACUUGGAAACUUAUCUCCUUAUGAAAAACUUUUUCAAAAAUCUCCUGACUAUUCUUUUUUGUGAGUUUUUGGAUGCUCUUGUUUUCCUAUUAUCUCGGCCUCAUCUGCUAAUAAGUUGUCUGCUCAGUCUAUUCACUAUAUUUUUAUUGGCUAUGCAUCUGGCUAUAAAGGGUAUCGUUGUCUUGAACCCAAGUCUGGCAAAAUUUACAUCAGUCGUCAUGUUAGGUUCCUUGAGAAUAACUUUCCCUUUCCAUUCCUUGUUUCUUCUUUACCUGAGUCAAACCCCACUCCUCCAUCGGAUUUCCUCCUAACUAAUACCCUUCGACAACCUACCCUACUGCCAGAGUCUACUACGGCAGCCCCAACAUCCAUACCUACUUCCAUAACCUCCCCAUCCCAACCUGCUACUGUCUUUGACUUUGUCAGUGACCAACAUUCAACCCCUGCGACACUCUCCCAGCCCAACAGCCCACAUUCCACCCAAACCACCCCACUGAACCACUUACCGUCUCCCAGCACGUCAGCUACCACCUCCUCUAUGUCUCAGCCUUCUUCAUCCACCAUAUUGCCGAGCCCUCCCAGUCCACCUAGUUCUCGAAAUAAUGUCCAUCCCAUGCAAAUUCAGGCUAGGUCAGGAAUUUAUAAACCAAAAACGAUUUUUACAUUAAGCACAGUUGUUAACUCAGCAGAUCCAACUUGUUUUUCUGAGGCAACCAAAUCUUUUAUUUGACGUGAGGCGAUGCCCGAUGAAUUUAAUGCACUCAUUAAUAAUAAUACAUGGAACCUAGUUCCGUUUGACAAUACUAAAAAUGUGGUUGGGUCUAAGUGGAUUUACAAAACUAAGUUUCACUAUGAUGGGUCUAUUGAGCGCCAUAAAGCCCGUUUAGUCACUCAAGGAUUUAACCAGCAGGCUGGUGUGGACUUUUCUGAGACCUUUAGUCCUGUUGUUAAACCCACCACAGUUCAUAUUGUUCUUACUCUUGCUAUUUCUUUUGGGUGGGUUAUACGUCAAUUGGAUGUUAAAAAUGCCUUUUUACAUGGUCAUCUCACUGAAGAGGUUUAUAUGCGUCAGCCACGGAGCUUUGUUCAUCCUCAUUUUCCACACCAUAUUUGUCGUCUGCGCAAGGCCAUUUAUGGUCUGAAGCAGGCUCCGUGUGCUUGGUUUCAUCGUUUUAGUAGUUUUCUCCUUACUCAUAAUUUUGUAUGUAGUAAGUCAGAUAAUUCCUUGUUUAUUUGUCGUCAGGGACACUCCAUUAUUUAUUUAUUGUUGUAUGUGGAUGAUAUUAUUAUUACUGGUAACUCACCCUCUCUGAUUUCUUCCUUUAUUAAUAGCAUAGCUUCUCACUUUGCUAUGAAAGAUCUGGGUGAUCUCCAUUUUUUCUUGGGCGUACAGGCAAUAAGAAAUUCUAAGGGUCUUUUUCUUAGUCAGCAAAAAUAUGUGUCUGAUUCGCUUCUUCAUUUCCAUCUUCACACACUUAAGCCUGUUCGCACACCUCUUGCUACACGCACCUCCCUCUCCCUCACUGAUGGUGAACUCCUGUCUGAUGCUACUGAGUAUCGAAGUAUGGUAGGUGCAUUACAAUGUUUAACUUUGACACGACCUGAUAUUACUUAUGCAGUUCAUUUAGUGUCUCAAUUUAUGCAUGCCCCUCGUACUACUCAUAUGUUUGCGGUCAAGCGCAUUUUUAGAUAUUUACAGGGAACUCUGGAUCAUGGCCUCUGGCUUCAGACUUCCGCGCGUCCAGUGUGUAUUUUAGCCUAUUCUGAUGCUGAUUGGGCAGGUUGCCCAGAUAGCUCUCGCUCUACUACUGGUUUUGCUGUCUUCUUGGGUCCUAAUCUUGUAUCUUGGAAGUCCAAGAAGCAGCUUACAGUCUCCAAAUCAUAUACAGAGGCAGAAUAUCGAGCCAUUGCUUACACUGUACAAGACACUUUGCAUAUCCGAUCCAUUCUUUUUGUGCUCAGCUUCCCUAUACGUGACCCAGUUCAGUUGUUGUGUGAUAAUAUCUCUGUUUCGUAUCUUACUGCUAAUCCAGUCCAGCAUGCUCGAAGCAAGCAUAUUCAGAUUGACUACCAUUUUGUUCGGAAAAGAGUGGCGCAUGGUGAUUUAGUUGUUAAAUAUAUUCCCACGCAUCUUGAGCUUGCUGAUAUAUUUACAAAAAGUUUAUCUAGUCAGCAAUUUCAUUUUUUAAAAGACAACCCGCACGUUGUAUCUCCCGCACAUCUUGAGGGGAUGUAAUAGUCAUAUUAUAUUAGGACUUCUUCUGUAUUUAGAACACUAUUGUUUUAUUAUAAAUACACCUGUCAGGGCUCCUAUUGGAGCACGACUUUCCAUUAUUCUCAC
Molecule: messenger RNA, 4796 nt
Organism: Cuscuta europaea
Lineage: Eukaryota; Viridiplantae; Streptophyta; Magnoliopsida; Solanales; Convolvulaceae
Source: the annotation of a GenBank genome assembly